This is a messenger RNA of Ciona intestinalis (vase tunicate), 2436 nucleotides long. RefSeq lists its product as uncharacterized. The record is from RefSeq and is a predicted model, not a curated record. NCBI's taxonomy places the organism in Eukaryota, Metazoa, Chordata, Ascidiacea, Phlebobranchia, Cionidae.
AAAAUGAUCAAUUUUGUUCUAUGUUUACAGUGUUUAAAAUGGUUAAUGUUCUAGUUUUGUGUGUUGUUCUUGGUGCCUUUGUGACGUUUUCAGAUUCUUGUAACGUCAAUGAUUUCAAUCAAUUCAAUCAAUCAAAUCCUGGCCCUUUCGUGGCCUGUUUAAAGGACCCGUGUGCUGCCGACAGUGAAGAUGUGGCUUUGGUCAAUUGCACCCUAUACGCUCAUUGCAUCUUGCAUGAAAAUCAAUGCUACGCAAAGUACAGAACGGAAGCGGAAUAUUCUCCCAUGACGGGAAUACUUGAAUUAGUACCCAAUAACGGAUCGCUCGAUGAAAGGUUUUUUCAACUAGGGGGAUUAGGAGGAGGUUUCACAGGCACUGGCUGUUUACCGGCUGGAUUACCCGGUGGAUUAUCAAACCUGCCAAGAUGUCCUGUACCGUGUACUGGCUUACCAACAAAUCACCCUGGACUCGGAGGACUCGGAGGACUCGGCGGACUUGCGGGACAUGGCGGCAAUGCUGGCGGACAUGGCGUAUUGCCUUUUCCACCACGAUGUCCAUCCACUUUCCCUGCCACAUGUAACAUUAAUGCAUACCAGCCCAAUUUGCUUUUACCAUUGCUGAACCCACUAGUAAACGUCCCUUAUUGCUUGAGAAUACCGUGUUCUUCAAGCAAUCCAUGUCUUGAAAGAAAUAGAAACGCUUGCAUCAAUGUCCCUGGGUGUUAUUUCGAUAUGGGUUUGGCCAAUCUGCGACAACGUUAUGGCAAUCACAUUAUGCCCGGUGUGCCAGUAUGCCAUCUUGCAAUCAGAAACAGAAAGUUUCACCAAUUGGUUAGCAGCUACCUUCAAACGAGUGGGCGACCAUGGAAUGGAAUUUACACUAAAUGUUUCAUAAACGAAAACCGAAACCACAUUUAUGCUCCAUCUCCAGGCUGCUAUCAAAUCCACGUGCUUAAAUAUAUUGGCGUUCAACCUACACUUGCUGGAUGGCCAGGUAUCACAAACAAUGAAUGCUACCUGAUCGACGGGUGUCCAAUAGAUGGAGUGUGUUAUCGACCCGGGCAGCUCACUAGAGUCCAAGUGAGAUCUGGAGAAGACACAGCUCGGCAUAAUGUCCAAACUGGGCACAACUACUUCGGUCAACCUAGGUGUCUUAACUACAAUCCAACAACACCACAAGAAUACUUGGACGGUUAUCAUCAAUGCAGACAAGCUGGUUGUGUGGUUGACCCAUCAAUCACUCCAAAUGUACUCAAACAAAAACUUUAUCAGUUUGCUUUAACUUUACCUGUUCUCCAACAAAUACCUUUCUGGCGUGGUGUGUUAAGCGGCCAAAUAAGAGCUGACAACUACAGACAGCAUACGAGACAAAGUGCUUGUCCAAACAUUGUGCAACCGACAAUCAUUGCACCAUAUUCGCUUAACCUACAGGGAAGAAAUUAUAUCCCCUUGCCUAACCCCUCGGUCUCACCCCUGAACACACAGCUACCCUUCAGUGUGGGUAAUCCUAUCAACUUGCAUAAUCUGUUAAACCCAGGAAUUAUACGGCCACAGUGUCCUUACCAAAGUUUUCAGAACUUGUUAACAGGAAGCACUGCCGGAUGCUGUCAGAGAAACCUUUGCUACACCCCCAGGUCAAGCAUCUUAAGGUCGGCUUCAGGAGUUGCCGCUUAUCAGGCUGAGUGGGGAGAAUACAGCGCGUGUACUGUCAGUUGUGGUGGUGGGACACGGAAGAGAAGCAGACCAUGUGUGACCUACAGACACAACGACACAUGCGUACAAGGAUUGGCUGAAGAAACUCACCGAUGCAAUGUAGGUGCUUGUCCUCAGUUUGGAAACUGGGGAGGGUUUGGUAGUUGCUCUGUUACUUGUGGAGGUGGAACACAAACCAGAACCCGACCUUGCUUACCUGAAGGUAGCACCUGUUCAGAUGACGCUCAAGGUGGAGCUUCUCAAUCACGACUUUGCAACCAAAUUGCAUGCCCAACCUAUUCUGCUUGGAGUCAGUGGGGAGAUUGCAAUGUUCAAUGCGGCGUUGGGGAGAAAACACGGACACGAACAUGUACAUCACCACCUGGAGCCGCUCCCUGCAACUCAGCGCUUCUGAUUUCAACAGAAUCGUGUGCAACAAGUUGUGGGACGUGUCAACGAACGGAAGGCGCAUGUCAACCAUAUAACAAAUGCUACAAGGAAAUCACAACACGAUGCGUACCAGAUGCCCAAGGAGGAGCUUACUGUCCUAACUGUCCUAACCAUACCGUUAAAGUACGAUGUGUCCCAACCAUUGGUUGGAAUGAUUACUGCAGGCAUUGCCAUAAUGCCUUAGUUCAGUGUCUUCCUUUAAGCCCAUGAACAACGCAAGCAUUUAUCACCUGAAUAGUUUAUUGUUUCAAUGAACUUUUGACAUGUUUAAUUCAAAUAAACGCAUUUUAAACUA